UCUGCCAGCAGAGAGUGGAACGUCCAAGACGUCCAUCAGACCAUGUGUGAUCACACAAGAACGGGACAAACACGGCUGCAUCUGGAGGAAAUUACAGGAGCUGUCUCAGGUUCAAAAUGUUAACCAACUGGUUAACGUUCACAGCCAUUCUGGCCGCCUCAGCGAAUACAGAAAGGGCAGCAAUUGGCCGCGGCACUCUGACCGUUGCACCAACCGUCAGGGUCACGGGUCACCGAGAGGUACAGCUGACUUUAGACUGUGGAGACGGAAGGAAUGCAGGUGCAGUCCAGCACUGGCACACCCCCUUUGGAGACAUCCACGCCCCCUUUGGAGACAUCCACGCCCCCGGUUCCCACGGAAAACCGGCGCCCGUCGUCCUGCAGCGCGACGGGAGCCUGACGAUCCCCAACGCCAGCAGCUUCCACCGCGGCGUGUACUACUGCCUCCUGCGGCACACGACGGGCACGACACUGCGGCCCUACGACCUCCAUGUUGACGGCGCAUAUCAGCGUGGCGACGCGUUCAGGUUCCGGAGGGACGUUCGCUCGGAGGAGCAGACGGAGGCUGCAGUCUCACACGGUCACUUUGCAGGAGCUGUGGCGGCGUCAGUGCUGGUGACGUUUGCGGUGGGCUUCGGUGCUGGAGCUCUAACCAGGACCCCUGUUCUCAGGUGUUUAGGGGCAGUCACUACAAGGCUGCGAUCACCACGGCAACACCAUCGCCGAACUGACACGCCAGAGGGUGAUUUUGAAGCCACCAUGACAACCAAGCUGCCUACAUUCAACAACCAAGCCAUCAACAUGGUGCAGGAAUCAGACGAUGACUCUGCAGAUUGUACAGUGGCGGAGACGUCUUCAUCGACGCCCACACCUCUCCAAGCAAAACCGCAGAGAAGCUUCAGGCAAAAAGCGGACACCACGGCCUAUCUGGAGGGAUGGGACCACAUGGAGAAGAGUGCGGCAGAAGGUCACAUGGGUAGGAAUAAAGUGUGUGAUGGGGAGGCCAGGGGACAAGGGGAUUACUACCUGGAGGAUGGUGGGAGUCAAAGCGAAACGGAGGACAAGUGCAGCGAGUCCAACGAGGAUGUGGGCCAGAGAAGAGGAAGUACUGAGGAGAAAGGGAGGGAUCAAGAGGAGGUAAAUGACGGAGCAAAGAGGAAAGCGGACGGAGAGACAGACGUAUGCAGCAGCAAACAGGAGGGAGGGGGAGCCAGGUCGUCGUCGCCCCCCCCAGACCGCCAUAGACGCGUCAUCCGCCUGUACCAGUACGACGAGGAGGGCCGGCGAUACGGUCACCUUCCAGACGCCAACCCCGAGCCAGGCCCGGCCCAGAGACUAAAGCAGCGCUCGCUGUCAUUGACGCGCCUCAACGCCAUCAUGGCCGCCGCCUCUACGGGGCCACUGGACACCAGAGAGACGGGGGCGGGAGAGGAGAGGCCACGCUUCCACAUGGAGAUCUAAACCCCUCCAGCAGCACAUGCCUUGCAAAAAUAUAUACAUGCAUAUGGCAGCUGCAGCCAGUGCUACGCCCCAACGUGACGUCACCAGCAAGUGGAUAUCAACACCUCAUAUCAUCCUCUGAGCAGAUGGUGGGCACUCAGGUUCUUCAUAUCAGAUCAUAAGUAGCUUUCAGCCUUUCAGGGACAAACAAAGAGCAGGUUUCAUAAGUUCCAGGUUACAUCAGCUUAGGCUCAGCUUUUAAAAGAUGAAUUUGAGCUUUGAUAGCUAUGGCAACAGGUAAAAAAAAUAAAUAAAAAGUAGCUAGAUUAAUGCCGAUGGCAUUCACAGCACUCACCCACUUCACCGUUUAAUUAGAAACAGAUUUUUAUUGGAUUAUAUGUAAUAGGCCAAAUUGUCUAGACUGGUUUAGUGAAAGGACAGAUGGAUUUUCUGAUGAAUAAAAAGAUAACUAACCAUAAUUAUUGGGUUAAAAAAACAACAAUAACGUCCUCAUUUGAGCAAUCCAGGAGGUGUAAGAUGCAGGUGAGCAGGUCAGGGCCACACAGUAAGCUACCACAGUUAAAGAGCCAAAUUCAACACACACACCUUGGUUCUCUUUCUAAAAUGGAAAAGCCAGUUGACCCUCAUCUCAUGGUUAAAGUUUCAGCUGCUCUUGUCUUGGACGCCCAGACACUGCAUGAAUUACCAAAUUCCCACCAGACACGCGUGUACUUAAAAAGGUGUUCUGCCAAUUAUUACAAAGCGGUUCAUAAUACUUCCAUUUCCUUUUUAUUACUGUGAAAACAUCUAUAAACAAGACACAAAAUGGAAAAAAUAGUUAAGAAAACGUAAAUUCCACAACUCUUCUCUCUGUCCAUUCUUUGUGUUUGUCUUCUUAUCUUAAGAAUGUUUUCUUUCCUCCAAAUGAACACUAUAAAAGUGAACUCCAAGAGAGAAAGGCCUGUUCCCACAUGGAUAGGGAUGAUUCACUAGUCCAUAUUUGUGUGUGUGUGAGAUUGUUGAAGUCUGUCAAAGUAAGAUCUGUUUGUUUCCCCCCUCCUUCUUCCUCAAACAGUACAGGAGGUUCCUGCAGUGUUCUGUGUUUUUUUUCUUUUUUCUCCCCCCACUCUUCUUUUGGUGUUGUGACUUCAUCUGCUACAAUGCCGACCAAGUUUUCUGCCAUUCCACAAACUCGUCUAGCAGCACUGGCCCUGCGGACAAAAACCACGAGGACAUAAAUAAUAUUUACAGAUCCUACACUUUUUUCCCCCCCAAUAUAAAAAAAUGUAGCGCAGCCCACUAUAUAAAAUUGAUUUUUUUUUAAGUUACUCAAAACGUAAAUAUUUCACAGCUACCAUAGUGAUUAGUGGUAUAACAUCAAUCUGUCACUUCUCUGAACUUUUUUCCUCCAAUUAGUAAAUUAUUUAUUCUAACAGCACUUGAACCCAGCAUCAGCUAGUCUCUAAAUUUAAGACGGUGUUGUCCACAUCUAUGGAAUUCAUCUUGGGAAGUUGAGACAUUUGUGAAAGUUUUACUGGCCAAAUUACUGCAACCACUUAGUCACACAGUCCGUCGCAUAACGAGCGUCCUGGCAGUGCUGACCUUUGAGGGAACGGAGAGAAGUCUAAAUGCAGGAAGCUAUCAUAUUAGCAGUGUUGUGUAACUCUGGAGAGUCGACCAAGAGAGCUCUCCUUGCAUCCACUACUAAAAAAGGUAGUAGUUACAAAAAUAUCAAAUGUAAAGAAAACAUUUGGUCUCUAAAUUACACAAGUUCUUUUUUAAAUCCUUUAAAAUUGUUAUUGUUGAUGAGGAGGAAAAACAGCAACUAAAAUUGAAGGGUAGUCUGAGGCUAAAUGUAACCCCUUCACACUGAAGCAUAAAUAAAUCUCACCAAGAU
Gasterosteus aculeatus aculeatus (three-spined stickleback) is the source of this 3336-nucleotide messenger RNA. RefSeq lists its product as uncharacterized. Lineage: Eukaryota; Metazoa; Chordata; Actinopteri; Perciformes; Gasterosteidae. The record is from RefSeq and is a predicted model, not a curated record.